Messenger RNA from Metarhizium brunneum ARSEF 3297, 1137 nucleotides. RefSeq lists its product as uncharacterized. Gene Ontology annotation, biological process: vesicle-mediated transport. NCBI's taxonomy places the organism in Eukaryota, Fungi, Ascomycota, Sordariomycetes, Hypocreales, Clavicipitaceae. Gene Ontology annotation, molecular function: protein-macromolecule adaptor activity. The record is from RefSeq and is a predicted model, not a curated record.
AUGGCGCUUGCUGCAACAAAGUCGCAGACGUCGCGACGCUGUCUCCAGUCCUUGAUGCGUCUGUUCUGCUGCAUAUCAUGGUGGUGGCUGGCCGCGAGGACGCGCGAGACACAUGACGUUGGCUCGAGCCCCACCAUCCACGGCCAACCUCGACCGGCUUCAAACUUCAACCCCCCGUCACCCAUCACCAUCACCAUGGACGUUGCUCAUCCGCGGAGGAUACUGGCCGUCAGUCUUGACUCCCAAGCAGACCAGUUGGGCAGGGUAAUCAAAGACCUCACCGGCUCGUCGCCAUGCUCGCCGUCCCCUUCCCUCGCCGGCACAACACACAACCUCUCCCUCAAGACGCAAUACUACACCGCCACCGUCCCCGUAUGGCUGGACCUCAUUGCCUCGCCGUCCGACUGGUCCGCAUCUUUCCUCUCCGAUGAAGCGGCCGAGGUCCUCGCCGUGCUGGGCGGCCUGGUCCUCAUCUUCAGCCUGCCCCCGUCAACCUCGUCUGAGAGCAUUGACCGCGUCCGCGACGUCAUCCACCACGUAGGACACGUCGUCAACAACGGCCUGGGAGGCUGGGAAUGGGACGGCGUCCGGCUGGCUGUUGGUGUUGGGGACAGCGAUGCCCAAGAAUGGGACGAGCUUUGCGCCGAGGCGGGCUUGGAGUUUGUCCAGAUUGGCGGGAAGCAGCUGCAUUUGAACGAGUUUGGCGAAAAGACAGGCAUCUCCCGCGUCAAGGAGGCCCUCGAAUCCAACGACUGGGCACAAGACGCACCCUCUGACUUUGGCGACUUUGAAGACGCUUCCGACGCGGGCGAGGGCGAGGGCGGGCACCUGGAUCCCGAGAGUCUGGAUUUCGGCUUUGACCGCGCUGAUUUCGAAGGCUUGAAAAAGGCCAUCUGGGAGGCGAGGCCCGGGGACCAAGAACCUUCAGCUCCGACCGCUGGUUCCGGUGCAACGUCCAAGGCGGAAGCGGACAAUCAAGGGGAUACUCAGGACGAACUCGGUCACGAGGACGUGGACAAGGUGGAGGGCAUGAUGAGGAAGCUGCAGGCUGUAAGGGACGCGGGGGAGGGGUUGCCCGAGGCGCAGAGGAAGAGGAUGGCAGCCAGGGCGGUGGGUGAGGUUAUGAAGGAGCUUUGA